This is a messenger RNA of Pseudocercospora fijiensis CIRAD86, 1584 nucleotides long. RefSeq lists its product as uncharacterized. The coding region runs from base 1 to 1584 and encodes 527 amino acids. NCBI's taxonomy places the organism in Eukaryota, Fungi, Ascomycota, Dothideomycetes, Mycosphaerellales, Mycosphaerellaceae. Gene Ontology annotation, molecular function: transmembrane transporter activity. The record is from RefSeq and is a predicted model, not a curated record. Gene Ontology annotation, cellular component: membrane. Gene Ontology annotation, biological process: transmembrane transport. The transcript has 6 exons.
AUGUGUUGGAAGCUGUUUCAGUCCUUGACAGCAAUGUCUUUUCUCUGGGUAGGCUCGCAGAUCGGACUCUAUCUAUACGGCAGUGUCCUCGCGGAGAUCUACUCUGAGAUCGGCGGCGCAGAGGGCAAGUGGCUUUGGAUGGUCAUUGGGUACCUCAUUCCCAACUCGGCUCUAUGCCCAUUCGUUGGAGCUCUCUCGGAUCUGUUCGGUCGUCGAGCCGUGGCUGUUGUUGGGCAAAUAUUCCUCAUUGUUGGUCCUUGCGUUGUUUCCACCUCGCACAAAAUGAAUGUAGCGAUCGGUGGUAUGGUCAUAUCGGGAUUUGGCGCAGGCCUCAACGAGCUCAUUGCGCUUGCCGGAACCUCUGAGCUGGUCCCGAUCAGAAAGCGAAGUCUUUACGUUGCGAUCGUCGUCUUCACUAUCGCACCGUUCAUUCCAUCGCCGAUGUAUGCUCAGCUCAUCACGAAGGCAAAGAAUUGGCGCUUCGUCGGCUUUCUGGUUGGAGGAUGGAAUAUCUUAGGACUGAUUCUAGUGCUAUUCUGCUACCACGAUCCUGUACGAAAGGAGACACGUUCGGCCAGGGAGAUUCUUCGCGAAGUCGACUAUAUCGGUGGUGUCCUGAGUACCAUAGGCAUCACCCUUUUCAUGAUGGGAAUGCAAUGGGGCGCUAACCAGUAUUCCUGGGAAAGCACACAUGUCUUGGUGCCUUUCAUCAUCGGAGCAAUCACGAUAAUCGGCUUCUUCACCUGGGAGCUCAAAUAUGCGCCAUUUCCUAUGGCUCCAGCGGCUCUCUUCAAGAAGGACAAGCGUUCUAUGAUUCUCAUCCUAAUUAUGACCUUCAUCAGCGGUGGCAACUUUUUCGUUAUGCUCCUUUUCUGGCCAACACAGGUCUACAAUGUCUACGGGCACGAUCCAGUCCAGAUUGGCAUCAGAACUCUUCCCAUCGGAUGUGGCAUUAUCUUUGGAGCAGCAUUCAGCCUCCUGCUGAUAGGUCUAACCAAAGGCCGAACAACGUUUCUCAUGAUCUUCUGGAGCUGCGUUAUGACAGGCUUUACUGGUGCAAUGGCCGUAGCCGACCGCUACAACCUGAACCCAACGGUCUACGCGCUCCUAACACUAGGCAACGUUGGUGUCGGUGCGGUGAUUAUUCCCUGCUCUAUCAUCGCGCAGAUUCUGGCACCCACAGAACUCAUUGGCACAAUCACUGCCAUCACGCUUUCGAUCCGAUACAUAGGCGGAGCCGUUGCGUUCACCGCUUACUUCAACGUAUUUUAUCACAAGCUGGUGCACAAAUAUGCACUUCCGGCAGGUCUACAGAUCGUCCUGGCUGGAGUCACAAGCGAUUACGACACAUUAUAUAAGCUCAUUCUCCUAGGAGCCUAUGCCGAAUACGACAAAUUGCGAGCUUUCAUCGCCGAAAGCCCGCUGGUGAAGAUGAAAGGCGAAGAAGCCUUUAACAUAGUCAUUCACAACGUCCAGCUCGCGUUCGUCGAAGCAUAUCGAUGGCCAUACUACAUCAGCAUCGCUUUUGGAGGUGUCUGCAUACUGUGUUCGUUAGGUCUUAGGGAUAUCAAGGAGUAUCUGUAA